AUGGAGCCCAGUGACAUCAUCGCUGUUCAGGAACAACCACUGAUGCUGCACUGUCAGGUGGAGGGGAUUCCACCAAUCACCACACAGUGGAGGCGCAAUGGACAGCUGAUUUUGGAGGACCAAAACUACGUCAUGUUCACUAAUGGCUCGCUUCUGAUUGCUCACUUCCAGAAGGCCAAGUCUGAUGGCUCUUCUGAUGAGGGAGACUAUGAGUGCAUGGCCCAGAACUUCUUUGGGGUUGUCUUAAGCCGCAAAGCAAGAGUGCAGGCUGCUACAAUGGCAGAUUUUCAUUGGACUACUGUAUGUCACAGUGAGGGUGUUGUUCAGAACUACCUGGACUCCCUGCUGCGUACAUCAGGCUGUGUGUCGAAUCCCUGCUCGCCUCUGUGGGUCCCGUCCCCUUGUGACAGUGGAAUCAGUGACGACACCCCAUUAGAUCACCAGGACAACCCCCAGCUGCUCGACUCCAUCUUCCUCCCUCACUAUCCUCAUCUUCAUACUCAGGCUCUUCCUCAGCAGAUGGAGGAGCAGGGUACACCUGCACCUGCCACAAACACAGAACUAGACUUCUCCAUUGAUAUGGCUGAAUGGGAGGCCUGUUUAUUCUCAGAUGGUCUGACAGACUCUGAGUGUCUGUCAUCAGUGCAGAGAAUUCAACCAACUGUUCAAGCUGCACAAGUUCACCAGCUCACCAUUAAAGAGCUGCUGCUCUCCAAUAUCGGAGAACCGUCAUCCACCCAACAGUCGCAGCAGGAACUGGUUCUCAGUGAAGAUGAAAAGAAACUUUUAGCCAAAGAAGGAGUCAGUCUCCCCAGCCAACUUCCUCUUAACAAGUAUGAAGAGAAGAUUUUGAAGAAAAUUCGGAGAAAAAUCCGUAACAAGCAGUCAGCACAGGAAAGUCGGAAGAAAAAAAAGGAGUAUAUCGAUGGAUUGGAGGACAGAAUGACUGCCUGCAGUACACACAAUCUGGAAUUACAGAGGAAAGUCAUACAGCUGGAGAAGACCAACACGUCUCUGAUGGAGCAGCUGCGUAGGCUACAAUCUCUGGUGAAAAACAGCUCCAGUAAACCUGCUCAAACUGGCACCUGCAUCCUGGUGCUGGUCCUCUCUUUCUCUCUCAUUCUGAUCGCAAGCCUCCAGCCCAUCUCUCACAGGAGGGCCAAUGGCUCCGCGGAGUUCAGCACUGCCAAAGUUCAGUCCAGGUCACUACGCUCUGUGAUGUACAGCAUGCGGCCUGGCUUCUCUGUCGAAAGGAAUAUUGACAUGUCCUCUUCCCCUCGUACAAAGCUUCAGCUCAGACCUGAGUAUGCUGACAUGGACCCCCUGUUUCACAACUAUAGCUACGGAGACCAUGAGCAACACCUAGGUGACCCCAUCGCCGGUCGCACAGCCACUCUGAGCUGGAUAACGCUCCCAGAGAGAGGACUGCAUCUUCAGAAAGAUAGGAAGUGA
Messenger RNA from Xyrauchen texanus (razorback sucker), 1452 nucleotides. Its product is annotated as cyclic AMP-responsive element-binding protein 3-like protein 3-B. Gene Ontology annotation, molecular function: RNA polymerase II cis-regulatory region sequence-specific DNA binding; DNA-binding transcription factor activity, RNA polymerase II-specific. The coding region runs from base 1 to 1452 and encodes 483 amino acids. NCBI's taxonomy places the organism in Eukaryota, Metazoa, Chordata, Actinopteri, Cypriniformes, Catostomidae. The record is from RefSeq and is a predicted model, not a curated record. The transcript has 9 exons. Gene Ontology annotation, biological process: regulation of transcription by RNA polymerase II. Gene Ontology annotation, cellular component: nucleus.